Messenger RNA from Astrephomene gubernaculifera, 989 nucleotides. The record is from the annotation of a GenBank genome assembly. Lineage: Eukaryota; Viridiplantae; Chlorophyta; Chlorophyceae; Chlamydomonadales; Astrephomenaceae.
CAGUAAAGUUCUAUUACCUAUACCGAUCUUGAGAAACAAUGAUGCUGCAAGCUCGCGCUCCCGUAGUUACUCGCCCGACUGCAAGCAUUUCCGUGCGGCCAGCACGUAUCAGCUCUGUCAGGACACGGGCACUUUUCGGAUCUGGCAGCUCAGCAAAGACAGCUGAGCCAUCCACAAGCGAGUUCUACAACUUCACCGUCAAGGAUAUUGAUGGCAAGGACUUCAAGCUGUCGACUCUGAAGGGCAAGGCCGUGCUAGUGGUCAACCUAGCGUCGCAGUGCGGCUUCACGCCCCAGUACAGCGAGUUGCAAACAGUAUACAACAAGUACAAGGGGCAGGGCUUCACCGUGCUGGGCUUCCCCUGCAACCAGUUCGGCAAGCAGGAGCCCGGUUCCAACCAGACCAUCAAGGAGUUCGCCGCCUCCAAGUACGGCGUAACCUUCCCGCUCAUGGGCAAGGUGGACGUCAACGGACCCGGAGCUGAGCCGCUGUUCACGUGGCUCAAGGCCCAGAAGGGCGGCCUCAUGGGCAACGACAUCAAGUGGAACUUCAGCAAGUUCCUGGUCGACAAGCAGGGCGUUGUGGUGGGCAGGUACGCCUCCACUGCCAGCCCAGCCAGCCUGGAGAGCGACAUCCAGAAGGCGGUGUGAGGAGGAGGGAGGGCUAGUUGGUCCUUGACUCGGAUGUGUUGUUCGCAGUUUUGAUUGAGUGAGCGAGGUUAGUCUGCGAGGGAUGGAUGAUUGUGUGCAUUAUCGUAUUGGCGUUGUGUACAUUAGUGAAUUACAGAGGAGAGGCUAGGGGUGCAGUAUUCGGGACUACGCUUACAGUAUGCACUCCUGACUCCACGUGUAUUUUUUUAUUGUACCGUAAGCGGCAUGCCAAUACGGUGGCAAGGAGCGUUAAAUAAUAACCUGAGUUGGGUUUUUUGGAUUGUGGAGAGAAGUUGUUCAGCGACAGUUGCCGAGCUAGGCAGCUAAGGUGGCGGAGGC